AUGCCCCUCUCCUGCAAGAAGGUCCUCGUCGCCCACCAGACAUGUGGCGAUCGCCACCAGGGUCCCGACAACAUCUCAGACGUGAUGUGCAAGCACUGCUAUCAAAAGACCCAGGUCGAGGUCCCCGAGCCUACCCUGAAGGACAAGGCAAAGUACUACGCCAGGAAGCUCAACCCCUCGGGCGGUUCCUCAUCAAAGGUGCGUCCAUAUACGGCCACGCCGGUGCCUCUACUCGACGACCGAGUUGUACAGGAGCUGUCGGAGAUUGCAAACAAGAAGCGCCGAAGCUCGCAUGGCCCUACUCCCGGUCAAUAA
Messenger RNA from Trichoderma reesei QM6a, 315 nucleotides. RefSeq lists its product as uncharacterized. The record is from RefSeq and is a predicted model, not a curated record. The transcript is spliced from 2 exons. Lineage: Eukaryota; Fungi; Ascomycota; Sordariomycetes; Hypocreales; Hypocreaceae. Bases 1 to 315 code for a protein of 104 amino acids.